GUCGAGGGUCGAGGGUGUCCCCAGUUUGGGCUCCGCUGCUGUUCUGGCUUGAGGGGCGCGCGUGUGCGCCGCCUCCGAGCGCGACGCGCGCUCGCGCGCGCGCCCGAUGGCGGACGCAGAGGCCAUCAAGGUCGCCGUGCGCGUGCGGCCGCUGAACGGGCGGGAGCGCGGCCGGGGGGACACGGCGGUGGUCGGCAUCGGGCAGGCCGGCGACGUGCAGGUGGAGAUCCCCAACGACAAGCAGCCGCGCUGCUUCGCCUUCGACUUCGGCUACGGCCCGGACGCGGACCAGCAGAGGGUGCACGAGGACCUCGGAGAGUCGCUGAUCACGAACGUGGUGGACGGCUACAACUCGUGCCUGUUCGCGUACGGCCAGACCGGGGCGGGGAAGAGCUGGAGCGUCACCGGCGACGUCCGCAGCCCCCAGCAGCGGGGGCUGCUGCCGCGCAUCUGCGAGGGGCUCUUCGCGCGCCUGGGCGCCACGGACGGCCUGGAGGAGUCCACGAUAGUCUGCACGUACCUUGAGAUUUACAACGAGAAGAUGCGUGACCUGUUGACUCCCUCCAGCUCCACGCUGGAGGUGCGCAAGCAUCCGGCCCUGGGCAUCAUAGUCCCAGGGCUCGCGGAGAGCGUCGUGACAGGCUUCGAGGGCGUAGAGAAGCUGCUGGAGCUCGGCAACUCUCUCCGCACCGUCAGCUCGACCGCCAUGAAUGCCGAGAGCUCGCGGUCCCAUGCCGUCUUCACCCUGACAGUCAAGCAGUCGCUGGCGGACAAGCGCCAGCGGCAGGCGCAGCUGCACAUCGUGGACCUCGCUGGCUCCGAGCGCCAGAAGAAGACAGAGGCCCGAGAUGGCCUCCGAGAGACUCCAACAUAAUGGAGGAUGAUGAUAAAAAAAUGACCGGGGGUCGUGUUUACGCGGCGGCGCCCGGGAUGAUGAUUAGAAAAAACCGGCCC
Molecule: messenger RNA, 954 nt
Organism: Prorocentrum cordatum
Lineage: Eukaryota; Dinophyceae; Prorocentrales; Prorocentraceae
Source: the annotation of a GenBank genome assembly